AGGAGACUGAGGUAAAGUUGGGAGCGCAGCGGCGUUGGCGGCGGCGGCGGCGGCGGCAGCGGCAGCGCGGCGGGGCCGGUAUCCUACCUUGUAAAUACUGUUAUUUGUAUAUACUGUAAAUGAUGACAUCGGUGGGCACUAACCGAGCCCGGGGAAACUGGGAACAACCUCAAAACCAAAAUCAGACACAGCACAAGCAGCGGCCACAGGCCACUGCAGAACAAAUUCGACUUGCACAGAUGAUUUCGGACCAUAAUGAUGCUGACUUUGAGGAGAAGGUGAAACAAUUGAUUGACAUCACAGGCAAGAACCAGGAUGAGUGUGUGAUUGCUUUGCAUGACUGUAAUGGAGAUGUCAACAGAGCCAUCAAUGUUUUGCUGGAAGGAAACCCAGACACGCAUUCCUGGGAGAUGGUUGGGAAGAAGAAAGGAGUCUCAGGACAGAAGGAUGGUGGACAGACGGAAUCCAAUGAGGAAGGCAAAGAAAAUCGAGACCGGGACAGGGACUAUAGUCGGCGACGUGGUGGGCCACCAAGACGGGGAAGAGGUGCCAGCCGUGGAAGAGAAUUUCGGGGUCAGGAAAAUGGAUUGGAUGGCACCAAAAGUGGAGGGCCUUCUGGAAGAGGUACAGAAAGAGGCAGAAGAGGCCGUGGCCGAGGCAGAGGUGGCUCUGGUAGACGAGGAGGAAGAUUUUCUGCUCAAGGGAUGGGAACUUUUAAUCCAGCUGAUUAUGCAGAGCCAGCCAGUACUGAUGAUAACUAUGGCAAUAGUAGCGGCAAUACAUGGAACAACACAGGCCACUUUGAACCAGAUGAUGGGACGAGACUUGAUUUCAUUGGGGUUGAGGGGUCAAAUUAUCCCCGAAAAUUUGAGACUGCUCCUGGUGCAUGGAGGACUGCGACAGAAGAAUGGGGAACUGAAGAUUGGAAUGAAGAUCUUUCUGAAACCAAGAUUUUCACUGCUUCCAAUGUGUCUUCAGUGCCUCUGCCUGCGGAGAAUGUGACAAUCACUGCUGGUCAGAGAAUUGAUCUUGCUGUUCUGUUGGGAAAGACACCAUCUUCAAUGGAGAAUGAUUCAUCUAAUUUGGAUCCAUCUCAGGCCCCUUCUCUGGCCCAGCCUCUGGUAUUUAGUAAUUCUAAGCAGAGUGCUAUAUCACAGCCUGCUUCAGGGAACACGUUUUCUCAUCAUAGCAUGGUGAGCAUGUUAGGGAAAGGAUUUGGUGAUGUUGGUGAAGCUAAAGGUGGCAGUACCACAGGCUCCCAGUUCUUGGAGCAGUUUAAGACUGCUCAGGCCUUGGCUCAGUUGGCAGCUCAGCAUUCUCAAUCUGGAAGCACCACCACCUCCUCUUGGGACAUGAGCUCGACCACACAAUCGCCAUCUCUGGUGCAGUAUGAUUUGAAGAAUCCAAAUGAUUCAACAGUGCAUAGCCCUUUUACAAAGCGCCAGGCUUUUACCCCAUCUUCAACCAUGAUGGAGGUGUUCCUUCAGGAGAAGCCACCUGCAGUGGCUACCUCCACAGCAGCACCUCCACCACCCUCUUCUCCUUUGCCAAGUAAAUCCACCUCGGCCCCACAGAUGUCUCCUGUGUCUUCAGACAACCAAUCCUCCAGCCCUCAGCCGGCUCAGCAAAAACUGAAACAGCAGAAGAAAAAGGCCUCCCUGACUUCUAAGAUUCCUGCUCUGGCUGUGGAGAUGCCUGGCUCAGCAGAUAUCUCAGGGCUAAAUCUGCAGUUUGGGGCAUUGCAGUUUGGGUCAGAGCCUGUUCUUUCUGAUUAUGAGUCUACCCCCACCACGAGCGCCUCUUCAAGUCAGGCUCCAAGUAGCCUGUAUACCAGCACGGCCAGUGAAUCUUCAUCUACAAUUUCAUCUAACCAGAGUCAGGAGUCUGGUUAUCAGAGUGGCCCAAUUCAGUCGACAACCUAUACCUCCCAAAAUAAUGCUCAGGGCCCUCUAUAUGAACAGAGAUCCACACAGACUCGGCGGUACCCCAGCUCCAUCUCUUCAUCACCCCAAAAGGACUUGACUCAGGCAAAGAAUGGCUUCAGUUCUGUGCAGGCCACGCAGUUACAGACCACGCAAUCUGUUGAAGGUGCUACAGGCUCUGCAGUGAAAUCUGACUCACCUUCUACUUCUAGUAUCCCCCCUCUCAAUGAAACGGUAUCUGCAGCUUCCUUACUGACCACAACCAAUCAGCACUCAUCCUCGUUGGGUGGGUUAAGCCACAGUGAGGAGAUUACAAAUACCACCACCACGCAACACAACAGCACAUUAUCUACGCAGCCGAAUACCUUAUCAUCAUCAACAUCUUCUGGGCGCACUUCAACAUCCACUCUUUUGCACACAAGUGUGGAAAGUGAGGCGAAUCUCCAUUCUUCCUCCAGCACUUUCUCUACCACAUCCAGCACAGUCUCUGCACCUCCCCCAGUGGUCAGUGUCUCCUCCAGUCUCAAUAGUGGCAGUAGUCUGGGUCUCAGUUUAGGCAGCAACUCCACCGUCACAGCCUCAACUCGAAGCUCAGUUGCUACGACUUCAGGAAAAGCUCCUCCCAACCUUCCUCCUGGGGUUCCGCCGUUGUUGCCUAAUCCAUAUAUUAUGGCUCCUGGGCUGUUACAUGCCUACCCACCACAGGUCUAUGGUUAUGAUGACUUGCAAAUGCUUCAGACGAGAUUUCCAUUGGACUACUACAGUAUCCCAUUUCCCACACCUACCACUCCACUGACUGGAAGGGAUGGUAGCCUGGCCAGCAAUCCUUAUUCUGGUGACCUCACCAAGUUUGGCCGUGGGGAUGCCUCCUCUCCAGCUCCAGCCACAACAUUGGCCCAGCCCCAACAGAACCAGACGCAGACUCACCACACCACGCAGCAGACAUUCCUGAAUCCGGCGCUGCCUCCUGGCUACAGUUAUACCAGCCUGCCAUACUAUACAGGGGUCCCGGGCCUCCCCAGCACCUUCCAGUAUGGGCCUGCUGUGUUCCCUGUGGCUCCUACCUCUUCUAAGCAGCAUGGUGUGAAUGUCAGUGUGAAUGCAUCAGCCACCCCUUUCCAACAGCCAAGUGGAUAUGGGUCUCAUGGAUACAACACUGGUGUAUCAGUCACCUCCAGUAACACAGGCGUGCCAGAUAUCUCGGGUUCUGUGUACUCCAAAACCCAGCAGUCCUUUGAGAAACAAGGAUUUCAUUCCGGUACUCCCGCUGCCUCCUUCAACUUGCCUUCAGCCCUAGGAAGUGGAGGGCCCAUAAAUCCGGCCACAGCUGCUGCCUACCCACCUGCCCCCUUUAUGCACAUUCUGACCCCCCAUCAGCAGCCGCAUUCCCAGAUCCUUCAUCAUCACCUGCAGCAGGAUGGCCAGCUACCAUAUUUGCAGAUGAUUCUCUGUUGCCAGCGCCAGCAGGAGGAGCAGGAUAUCCUCAGUCUCGUCGAUGACCAGCUUGGUGAAUAAGUAUUACCGUACGAACUGGGCCUCUAAUAGGUCCCGAAGGCAGUGGAAUAAAAUGAAAUCUUUGCCCUUUCAGAACUCCUCUGACCUUAAUGUGCUAGUGAAGGGAUUCCUUUCACCCCUAAGAAUUUCACAACCUGUGCAACUGGAAAGAAUCACCACAAAUCUUCAUUGCCUCCAGAAACUGCCACAUCUACAGCAAGUUAAGGCCAUAAAGGGAAGGGAUAGAAAAUUGGAUGGGAAGGGGGAGGAUUGUGGAAGAAUUGAGAAACAUUUCAAGGAAAUGGCUUUAUGGAGUUGAAAUACAUACGUAUGGCUUUGAUGGUUCCAGACAAAUAAAACUAAGAACUCGAGGGCAAUAUUUGCAGUUGGCUGACAAAACAAAUUUGGGGUCCUUCCUGACACUAGUAUACUAAAUAUUUGCUUCUUGAGUACUUUUCUGUGGCUUAAAUAUACCUAAUCCCAUGCAAAGGCAUUAGAGUCUAGGGCAAGACAUGGGGUUUGGGAUGGGGUACAAAGAGAGGCUUUGAAAAUCAGUAUUAAAAGGGAUUUAGUCAGCACUAGGUUUGAACCUUAGGCUUGGUAGACUGGCACCCUAACUGCUUGAGCCACAUCCCCUUCUAAGUCAUUUUUAAGAAUGGGAUCUGGCCAUAUGGCUGCCUCUGGAGACCCUCCUUUCCCCGUAGUUGAUUAUAGACAUUCCAUCACACUUGCUGGAAGGAGGAAAUCUUACAGCCUCACAUUCUUUGUUCCUUUCUAGGACGCUUGAGUAACAUCCCUGCUUGACUUAUAAAGCUUUUAUAAUUUUUUUAUCUUGCUGGUUAUGGAGCCUGUUUGGAAAUAUUAAAGAAUCCUUUAUGGUCAUGACUCCGUAGUAGCUAAUAAUGAA
This is a messenger RNA of Dipodomys spectabilis (banner-tailed kangaroo rat), 4323 nucleotides long. RefSeq names its product ubiquitin associated protein 2 like (gene Ubap2l). Gene Ontology annotation, molecular function: protein binding. The record is from RefSeq and is a predicted model, not a curated record. NCBI's taxonomy places the organism in Eukaryota, Metazoa, Chordata, Mammalia, Rodentia, Heteromyidae. The coding region runs from base 120 to 3437 and encodes 1105 amino acids. The transcript is spliced from 29 exons. Gene Ontology annotation, cellular component: nucleus; cytoplasm.